AUGUACGGAAGAGAUCCAUGGGGAGGUCCAUUAGAGAUCAACGCAACAGACUCAGCAACAGAUGAAGAUCGUAGCAGGAAUCUUCAAGAGCUAGAUAGAGCAGCGUUAUCUCGUCCUUUAGAUGAAACUCAACAGAGUUGGUUGUUGGGUCCUACUGAACAGAAGAAGAAGAAGAAGUAUGUAGAUCUGGGGUGUAUCAUUGUUAGCCGCAAGAUCUUUGUUUGGACUGUGGGGACUAUUCUCUGUGCUGCUGCUCUUGCUGGUUUGGUUGUUCUUAUUGUUAAAACUGUUCCUCGGCAUCAUCAUAAACAUCCUCCUCCGGAUAAUUAUACUCUUGCUCUUCAUAAAGCUCUCAUGUUCUUCAAUGCACAAAAAUCUGGGAAACUUCCGAAGCAUAACAAUGUUUCUUGGAGGGGAACUUCGUGUAUGCAAGAUGGAAAGGGCGAUGGUGUGUCUGCUGCAAUCAAGGAUCUUGUUGGUGGAUACUAUGAUGCUGGAGAUGCCAUCAAGUUCAAUUUUCCGGCUGCUUUUUCCAUCACUAUGUUGAGUUGGAGUGUUAUUGAGUAUAGUGGUAAAUAUGAAGCUAAUGGGGAGCUUGAUCAUGUCAAGGAAAUCAUUAAAUGGGGUACUGAUUAUUUUCUUAAGACAUUCAAUAACACCGCUGAUACUAUUACCACUAUUGCCGCUCAGGUUGGGAGUGGAGAUACCUCAGAUGGAAGUACGACUCCCAAUGAUCACUACUGCUGGAUGCGUCCAGAAGACAUUGAUUACGACAGGCCAGUCACCGAAUGUCACAGUUGUUCAGAGCUUGCUGCAGAAAUGGCUGCUGCCUUGGCUGCUGCGUCCAUUGUUUUCAAAGACAACAAAGCCUAUUCCAAGAAACUUGUUCAUGGUGCCGGUACACUUUUUAAGUUUUCCAGGGAUCAGAGAGGCAGAUACAGUGCAGGUAGUUCUGAGGCUGCGACAUUCUACAAUUCUACUGGAUACUUUGAUGAGUUUGUUUGGGGAGGCGCAUGGAUGUACUUUGCAACUGGAAAUAACUCGUACCUUAAGCUUGCUACUAAUCCCGGUAUUGCUAAACAUGCUGGUGCUUUCUGGGGUGGCCCUGAUUACGGAGUACUGAGUUGGGAUAACAAGCUUGCUGGUGCACAGGUUCUUCUUAGUCGUUUGAGGUUGUUCUUGAGUCCUGGGUAUCCAUAUGAAGAAAUUCUAAGGACCUUCCACAAUCAGACAAGUAUAAUCAUGUGCUCCUACCUACCAGUUUUCACAAGCUUUAACAGAACCAAAGGAGGCUUGAUUCAAUUAAACCAUGGUAGACCUCAGCCUCUCCAAUAUGUUGUCAAUGCAGCCUUUUUGGCUACCCUAUACAGUGAUUACCUAGAUGCCGCCGAUACACCUGGAUGGUAUUGUGGACCUAACUUCUAUUCAACCGAAAAACUCCGCGAGUUUGCCAGGACACAGAUUGAUUACAUCCUUGGGAAGAAUCCGCGGAAAAUGAGCUAUAUUGUAGGUUUUGGUAAUCAUUAUCCAAAACAUGUCCACCAUAGAGGUGCAUCUAUACCAAAGAACAAGGUUAAAUAUAACUGCAAAGGUGGAUGGAAAUGGAGGGACACAUCAAAGCCAAAUCCAAAUAUACUUGUUGGUGCCAUGGUUGCUGGUCCUGACAAGCACGAUGGUUUCCACGAUGUUCGAUCAAACUACAACUACACAGAGCCAACACUUGCUGGAAAUGCUGGUUUAGUAGCAGCCUUAGUCGCACUAUCAGGUGACAAAAGCAUACCGAUUGACAAAAACACCCUUUUCUCUGCUGUUCCACCAAUGUUUCCAACACCACCACCACCUCCAGCACCAUGGAAACCAUAA
Messenger RNA from Lathyrus sativus (Indian pea), 1863 nucleotides. The record is from the annotation of a GenBank genome assembly. Lineage: Eukaryota; Viridiplantae; Streptophyta; Magnoliopsida; Fabales; Fabaceae.